UCGCGCUGACGUGCCUACGUACUCGUGUGUCCGUGUGUCCCCCCCCUUCGGAGUUAGUGGUGGUCGCUAGUGAUUGGUAGUGAUGUGGAACUUUGCAAUAGUGAAAAUAUGAUGAAAAUAAUCCGAAUUGCACACGUGUUUUCGCUCCUCGCAAUAAUUCUAUGCACGAUAACGCAAUGCCUGGCCGCACUGUCCGACAAACAAUUAUGUUAUGACCCCGAUUGCUCGAAACCCAUUUCAAUGGCCAGGACUAUACUCUCUUACAGACCGAUUGAUCCCGAGUUGAUGGCGUUUGGCCUUAAUGUAGAUGUUAAAGUUUUUAGUAAGGGGGCUGGAAAGAGAACGGAUUUGUGGGGUGUCGAGAUAAGCGGUAAACGUGGAUUUGUACCAAAAACAUUUUUAAAAGAAUACAAAGUCUUGCAACAUAAAUUGUCAUACGAAGUGCCUGUUUAUAAGUUUACUGGCGAGGUAAACAAAGUACAAACCACCACACUUGAUUCAAUAGAAAAACCACAUCCUCCAUUGAAAGAUGAGGCGCUAAACAAUAAAGAGACAUCAUCGAUCAAAUCCGUAGACGAAAAUGGCGAUCAGGAAUCAAAGGCGAUCAAUCCGGACAGCACAUUAUCUCCCUACGAAGUAAUAGAUGGUACUACAGUUUAUAUGGACGUGCCAUCUGUAUCGUCCAGUUCUGUAUCCGAUGUUGCACAGCCUAACAGAUUAGCGAAUGAACAAGAUGCUGUUUUAGAAUCAGUUACUGAUACUAAAACAGAUACUAGUCACAAUGAACCAUUGUCUAACAAGAAUUCAUUUGUCAAUGAUAAAGAAUUUCAAGCAGACGCAGAAGAUGCUAGUAUUGAAGUAAUUAAAACAACGAAUACUGCUGAAGAGGACAGUAGUGAAGUACACUUAGAAAGUUCAGAAGCAAUAGAAGAUGCAAUUUUGAGUACAGAAAGUAAAGAUGAUAUUUUAACACUUAAUGGGAACAGCAAGUCUGUAGAAGAUGAACCGUCUGAGAUUGCGGAACAGGAAGAAAAAUCGGAUAACAAUGCUGAGGAAAGUAUAGCGGAAGAUAAGAAAGAAGAAGUUACAGAAGACAGUGCGAAAAAUGAAGGUAUAUUUGCGUCACUGACCAACACGUUCAAAAUGUUGUCUAGUUCCGAUACAACUGCGGAAGAUACUCAAAGCAGCGAUAGCAGUUUACCUGCCACUGAAGUUACCACAGAGAACAAUUCACCAAAGGAAGUAGCAAAAGAUAAAAGUGAAGAUGUAACUGACACAAUUCCAACUGUUCAAGAGGUAGAUACAAAUCUUGAUUCAGAUUUUACAAACAAAGAGAAAGUAGAGAUAGAGCAAGAAGUCAAACACGAGAAUGUAGAUAAAGAAGCAUCUUCAGUUCCAUCGGAAACUACUGAAUCUUCAAGCAAUGUGCCUUCUGAUAAUUUUUUACAUGUAGAUGCUGAUAAGCACUCUAACGAACCGGCUUUGAUUUCAAAUGAUACUUCAACUUUUGCGAAAACCGAUAAUAGUCACGUGAAUAUUCAAGUACAGGAAGUAAAUGAGAAACAAAUUACAGGUAGUAUUGUAGAAGAAUCGAUCGUUUCAGAUACUCGAGAAACUGUAACGGAAGAAAGUGGCACUGAUCAGAAGAGUAAUGACAUUGACCAGAAGCUACCACAAAAUAUUGAUAAAGUUCCAGAAAUUAACAAAUUUUCGUCUCUUGAGGAAACCACGGAAAGUAACAAAAUUGAGUCACUUCCUGAGAGUCACACCGUUGAGGAGAAUACAGAGAUUGCGGACGAGACAUUGAGUCAUAGCGCCGCGAAUAGCCAGCCAAACGAAAACGUAAUUGUACAUACCAAUGUAAAUAAAAACGAUAAUUUAAUUACCGAAUCUAUCUCUGACAAUGUUCCUAAACAACCGAACGAGUUCUCCGACGGCACGAAGUUCAGCAGUGUGGAGCGAUCCGUAGAUUCUAGUCACGAGAGUGUGAUCUCGGAGAAAACAACGACUUUCAAUCAGGAUCCUCAGAAUCAAAAUUUAUUCAACAUUGAAGGAGACUCGGAACGUACAGACAUUGAGAGUCAAAUAGUCAGCUCUGUGAAAAAUGAAGAAACCUUGCUUCAUGAUGAUCACAGAGAGGAGAAGGUUGCGUAUAAAGACGAAGAUGAUGCUGAGAGAUUAGAAUCAAAAUCUGUAUCUGUAGAUCAAGAUGAAGCUUGUUUGCUCGAUGACAAGUGUACAACUGAAAGUAUAGCAACCGAGUUGCCAGAACAACACGUGGAAGAAUCUAAGGUUGAAGAAGAUGACUUCGGAGUGAACGUAACAAACUUGGAUUACAAUUAUUGGAAAACAUUGAUAUAUCUGUGCGUAACAGCUUUCACAACACUCGUCUUUACUCUCGGAUAUUAUUACAUUGAGAAUACAAGGAGAGACGGGCAACUCAUAGCGAGAAUCAACGAACUCGAGAAAAAACUUUUGGUCUCGACAAAAGAGUGCGAGGUACUUAGCGAAAAUCUGAAGACCACCGAGAAGAAGUUGAAUUGGCUCACAGAUGAUUCACUCGGUUCUAACGAGAUGGUUGCGUCGCUGAAAGCUGAAUUAGAAGCGUCACAGAUCAUGAGGACAGAGUUGGAAGAACAAGUGGCCAUGUUGGAGAAGGAUUUGGAAAAUGCAACAGAAGCUGGAUUGGAACUUGAGAAGAUGUUAAGCGCAGUUAUAUCGUCGAACAAUGAAGUCAGUCCAUUGGCUAAGUCGAUCGAAGAUUUGCAAGCACGAUUAGAUGCUCAACAAACUGCAAACGAAUCCCUAUCAAACGCGUUGAAUCUUAAAGCUCAAGAGAUCGAAAGCCUAUCUACGGAGCUCGCUUCUUUUAAGAGAAAGUGUAACGCACUUGAGAUAAAACUUUCAGAAACGCAGAAUAAACUGGCGACUCAGAGUGAACUCAUGAAUAACAUAGAAGAAACACUAACGGAUAAAAUACACGAUUUAGAGGAGCAAGUUAAUGGACUAAGUAUUGAAAAAUCGUCGUUGUACAAGGAGUUGAAAGCGAAAGAAAUAGAAAUGAAAGAACUGACGGAAAUGAUCAGUCAAAUCAAGUCAAACAACUUGGAUUUGGAAAAGUUGUACGACGUGUCUCGCGUUAAGACCGAGGCGGCGUUGCUGCGCGACGAAAGGGACGAAUUAAAAAUGCGAUUAAACGACGUCGAGGGCGCUCAUCAAUUAUUAGAAGAACACAUGCAGCUUGUUAAGGAGGAGAUAGUUGCGCUAAGCGAUCAAUGUAAAAUGGCUGAGAAUCAGUGUAAAAUAGCUGAGAAAGACAAAAAAGAUGCGGAAACACGGCUCGAAGUGUUAACGAAGUUCUUCCAAGAGAAAGAAAAUGAGCGCCAGAAGGAAGAGGCUAUCUGGUUAGAGAAACAAGGAGAAGUUGUCUCGACAGUCGAAAGAAUACACACGAUGCAAAAUGAGAUACAAGGUUAUAAACAACAAAUAGAAAUGUUAAAACGAGAAAUCGUCGAUCAGGAAAGAGAAUACAAGAAUCAAAUAUCUGCCUUGGAUAAGAAAGCGCAUGAACAAUGGAUUGCUGCCCGGCAGAACGAGCGCCGUUUGGUAGAAUCGAAAGCCGAAGCUGGUCAGUUACGUAAUCGCCUCACACUGGUAGAAAAGAAUUUAAACGAUUCCGAUGCCGAGGCGAAGUUGCAUCGCCUGGAAGCGAAUGGAGACACAACGACCUCGCCGUCGUUGUUUAUCGGAGCGGAAACGUCCGGUUCUCCCGUAAUGUUUAGCGGUUCCUCGACUGUUCCACCGCCCCCGCCACCUUACUAUCUACCUUGUUUCACGCCAUACAUGCCGCCUCUGCCACCAGUCCCGCCCGGUUUACCACCUUACGACAUCAGUCAACGUCCUCCACCUCUGGGCGGCCGAUUAUCAUCACCCCCGCCGCCGUUGCCACCAUUGCAUCCCCCUCCCGCUUCCGGCGACAGGUACGAGAACGCCGGUUCUCCGCCGCUGCUGAUGUCUCCGCCGCAUUUACUUCCUCCGUUCGGCCGUCACAGAUCACCGCCGCCUCCUCCUUCCUUUGGCGGUGACCACAUCCCACCUCCUCCUCCACCCGGCUCUAUAUUACCUCCUCCACCACCCCUCGGAACGACGCAUCCAUGGGGGGAAAAAUCACUGCCGCUCCCGCGCAAUUCUGGUUUCCAUCCUCAUCAACGAGAGCAGCGUGCACGCAAUCACAAAGGUUCGUUACAUUCUUCAGGAGAAUCAUUAGACAAGGCACAUCACGGGAAAGUUUAAGUUUUGUACCAUGCUAUUCAUAUUUCAUACUUGUACAAAGGCCAAAUCUAUCACUGUAACAGUGACGGACUCAUUGUAUAAGAAUUUCAAGUAAAUAUGAAUAUCUGAUGCUGCAAUGUUUUUACGUUAAGCGUCACCUGUCGAACCGUCUUUAACAUCAGUGCGGCCUGUAGCUUUAUAUUUCUUAGUUUUCCUUAUAACACAGAUAUUUUCGUAAUUCUGUAACAAAACAUCUGUAAAAUAUGCCAGAAAUUCCGCUCUUCGCUGUAACUGAGUUUCCGGCAUAUUUUACACUUUCGAGUAUGAUGAUGAUAUUAACUAUCUAGGCAAAAAACUGAAGUAUUAGUAUAAAGCUAUAGAACGCAAGAAUUGUGUCAUUUCUUGCUUCUGACAUUUAUAAAAACCAUUAUAAUGGCUGUUCGACGGGUAGCUCGAUCUUUUUGUGUCAAUGUCAAAUUGAUUCAGUAGACAAAAAAAAAAAAAAAAAAAA
This is a messenger RNA of Pseudomyrmex gracilis, 4783 nucleotides long. It is a transcript of the gene Tango1, whose product is annotated as transport and Golgi organization protein 1. NCBI's taxonomy places the organism in Eukaryota, Metazoa, Arthropoda, Insecta, Hymenoptera, Formicidae. Gene Ontology annotation, biological process: endoplasmic reticulum to Golgi vesicle-mediated transport; protein secretion; vesicle cargo loading. Gene Ontology annotation, cellular component: endoplasmic reticulum exit site; endoplasmic reticulum membrane. The record is from RefSeq and is a predicted model, not a curated record. Bases 109 to 4293 code for a protein of 1394 amino acids. Gene Ontology annotation, molecular function: protein binding. The transcript is spliced from 17 exons.